This is a messenger RNA of Ictalurus punctatus (channel catfish), 1501 nucleotides long. RefSeq names its product probable endonuclease 4. Bases 378 to 1376 code for a protein of 332 amino acids. Gene Ontology annotation, cellular component: mitochondrion; nucleus. NCBI's taxonomy places the organism in Eukaryota, Metazoa, Chordata, Actinopteri, Siluriformes, Ictaluridae. Gene Ontology annotation, molecular function: DNA binding; zinc ion binding; phosphoric diester hydrolase activity. The transcript has 8 exons. The record is from RefSeq and is a predicted model, not a curated record. Gene Ontology annotation, biological process: base-excision repair.
ACAGCCCAUAUGUGGAAAUUUCCUAUCUUUAUCUAUGCCUUAACCAAUGAGAAUCAUUCAAAAUGACAUCAUGACUAGCUUAGUGAUUGUGUGAGAGUAUAAUUAUUACUGUAAUGAGUGUGUACGUAGAGCGGCCUACGAACUCCUUGCUGAGUGUUGAAGCUGACUUCUGCUGAUGAGACUGCAAACUAUUCUACAGUAAAAUUUUCUUCAAUUGACUGCAUCUCUUGACUCCUGGUCUUCAGUCAUCAUAUCUGGUCCCAUCUGGGUCUUUAACUGUAAAAUUCCCCUACAGUUCUGAUGGAGAAAACGGGCAAUCAUUCUUUGGCAACAUCCCUGGCUAAUCAACAAACAAGGUAACUAACUUGAAAAAAGGGAUGGGUCCACACAAAAGAGGAGAGAAGAGGAGAAAAGAAAGAGAUCUGGUAAAAAUGGAGGAAGUUGAAGACUCAGCUGAAUUAGGUGAACCAUCAGAAGACGGCACUGAAGAAAUGGCGAGGGAAAAGAAAGGAAGGACUGAAGAACAAAAAAAGUACAUUGGUGCUCAUGUCUCCAUUGCAGGAGGCAUAUGGAAAGCAGUUGAAGCAAGUGUAGACAUGGGGGGUCACAGUUUUGGAUUAUUUUUGGGUUCCCAACGCACUUGGCAAAGACCUGCCCUUGAUCAGACUGCUGCAGUGAAAUUCCAGCAGGCAUGUACUCAACACGGCUUUGACCCAAAACAGAUUCUGCCACAUGGAUCUUACCUGAUGAACUGUGGCUCUCCCAAGGAAGAUAUAUUUGCUAAGAGCCAGGCCAUGCUGGUUGAUGAACUCAGUCGUUGCAGUGUGUUGGGCCUCACUCAGUUCAACUUCCACCCUGGGGCCUCCAUGGGCUCCAGCAAAGAGCAGUGCUUCGAGAGAAUUGCUCAAGCUAUCAACCAUGCUCACCAGCAAAUACCUGCAGUCUGUACCGUUCUUGAAAAUAUGAGUGGACAGGGAAGCACUGUGGGUGGACAGUUUAACGAGCUGAAGAGCAUAAUUGACCAUGUUCGAGAUAAGACUCGUGUUGGAGUAUGUCUAGACACAUGCCAUGCAUUCGCAGCAGGUUAUGACAUUUCUUCAGCAGGAGGAGUGAAGUCUGUGCUUGAUGAAUUUGACCAGGUGGUUGGACUUCACUACCUGAGAGCUGUUCAUCUCAAUGACUCAAAAGGUAAAUUGGGCUGCCAUUUGGAUCGCCAUGAGGACAUCGGCCGUGGAAAGAUUGGCAUCUCUGCUUUCCGAAACAUUGUGAACGAGCCUCGACUCGACAACAUCCCUCUCAUUCUUGAGACCCCUGGCCGCCCAGGUUUUGAAUAUGCUGAGCAAAUAAAGCUCCUGUAUUCUCUCUGUGAGGACUAGAAUGCUUAGGGGCCUCUUCAUUAGACAACUAUAAACAUUUUGUGUCCUGUUUGAUUCUACUCACAUACUGUACAUUUCAUACAAACACACAAUAAACAUAAAUUGGGUUUAAAUAAUCUGUUAAA